This is a messenger RNA of Saccoglossus kowalevskii, 408 nucleotides long. Its product is annotated as UBX domain-containing protein 4-like. NCBI's taxonomy places the organism in Eukaryota, Metazoa, Hemichordata, Enteropneusta, Harrimaniidae. The record is from RefSeq and is a predicted model, not a curated record. Gene Ontology annotation, cellular component: endoplasmic reticulum. Gene Ontology annotation, biological process: ERAD pathway. Gene Ontology annotation, molecular function: protein binding.
CGUAUACUUCCGGGAUUCUGGCGUCUGGACAUUUUCUGUUUUUAUUGGGCAUAUUUUCAUAGUUUCACCAAUAUGCAUUGGUUUGAAGGUGAUAUAUCGUCGGCUAUAGCUAAAGCGAAGCAGACAAAGGCGGUUUUUGUAAUUUUUAUAAAAGGUGAGGAUGAAUUGUCAAAACAGAUGUGCGAGACUUGGGAAGAUACCUCAGUUAGUACACUAUGUCAACAAGAGAAGAUGGUGACAAUGCAACUACAAGCUAACAGUGAAUCCUGUCGGCAAUUCUCACAGAUUUACCCUGUAUUUUGUGUGCCUGCUACAUUCUUUAUUGGUACUAAUGGUGUGCCCCUAGAGGUAGUCGGAGGACAUCUGUCGUCACAGGAAUUUACAGUGAAAAUUAAUAAGGUUAUUGAG